Molecule: messenger RNA, 5641 nt
Organism: Coregonus sp. 'balchen'
Lineage: Eukaryota; Metazoa; Chordata; Actinopteri; Salmoniformes; Salmonidae
Source: the annotation of a GenBank genome assembly
AUGGCCCUGAUUCAGGCUCUGCCCAUGCCGGCUGAGCGCCACCACACCCCCGGCCUCAACGGAACCCCCCACCGUCGCCCCUCUGCCCCCUACACGCCCCCCAACCUCCCCUCCACCUCACCCGCCUCCAACUCCCAGGAGGCCAUGGGCUCCGUCAGCAGCCUCGUCGCCCACCGCCCCGGCCCGGCCCACCUGGCGCAUCAAUACCGGCCAGUUGAUAUAGGCCCCGAGCCGGGCACCUCCAGGCUCCACAGAACCACAUUGGGCGCCACUUCCUGCCUGGGCUCCUCUGACACAUCCCAGGAUCAGCUGCUUAGUAGCCUCACUCCGCCUGGCAACAGGAAGCCCUUGAUGGUGAUUGGCUCCAGUAAGGACAGCAGGACCAAUGGGAAUUACUCAUAUCUGAACCAGCACUAUGAGGGGGACUGGAAUGACAACCAUGUGGCUCAUGGAAGCCCCAGGACCGGGAUUGACACAGAGGAGGCCAAGGAGGGGCAGCUGGAGAGCCUCAACGGGAACGUAGGAGGAGCCCCGCCCAAACUGGUCCUCGUGUCGGGGAAGCUGGAGAAGGUGAGUAUGGCCCUGUCCAGGCUAUAUGGUAGUCAUUCAGUCUCCUCGAAAUGUACAGUAGAUCAAUCUACUCUCACAGUAACACGAUUAGAGCAAAUAAAUUAAACAUUCACUGAAUAUACAUUAUUUACAACCUCUUACCCAACAAUCCUCUCACCCCUCAGAACAUGGAGAAAACAGUGAUCCGGCCCACCGCCUUCAAACCCGUCAUCCCCAAGAGCCGCAACUCCAUGCAGUACCUCUCCCCUCGCCACGACCGGGCCAGCCUAUCAGACAGCCAGAACAAUCUCAACCUGUUGUCACCUGGUAGCCAGACGGACACUUUGUCGCCCUGCUUGGAGAAACGCACCUCCUACAGCAGUGGGCGCCACACGGGCGGUGGCAGCCAGACCUGCUCCAUGUCUGACUCGGGCCGGAACUCCCUGUCGAGUCUGCCACCCUAUGGCAGCGUCCCCUACAAUCUGGCGCCCGCAGACACCCCGCUUGGCAGUGGCCACCUGGAGCCCAUGAAGACGGCGCCUGCCAAUGUGCACGGGCACUCCAACUCAGACAGCGGGCUCUCCUCGUCCAGUAAGAGCACAGGGUCGGGGUCGCUGAGCGGGCGCGUCCAGCCCCUGUCGGACAGUGGGUCAGGCGGGCGGUCGCCAGCCCCCGUGGAGGGUGGGUACGAGGGGGUGGUGAGGGACCUGGAGGAAAAGCUGAGGGAGAGAGAUGUGGAGCUGCAGCAGCUCCGAAACAACCUGGACGAGAACGAGAUGGCCAUUUGUCAGGUACGUGGUGGUAUAAAUGGAAGACACAAUCAUCUUCCUUCACAUAUUCUAAAACACAUGAAGGCAUGCAAACGUACAUACACCUGGCACACACACCAUUUACCAUCACACUCAAACCAUUACAAUCACUGUACACACACGCAGGCAUGCAUGCACACAUACGAUGCAACCCUCACACAAUGCCACCCUCACCUAACCACCCCCCCCCCCCCCCACCCAACUUCCUUCCCUGUCUCCCCUCUCCCCCCAGGUUUAUGAGGAGAAGCAAAAGCGCUGUGAGCUGGAGCUGGAGGAGCUGCGUCAGACCUGUGCCACACGGAUGCAGACCCACUCACAGAAGGCCCAGCGCGCCCAGCAGGUGCUCCAGCUGCAGGUCUUCCAGCUGCAGCAGGAGAAGAAGAAGCUCCAGGAGGACUUCAGCCAGCUGCUGCAGGAGAGGGAGCAGCUGGAGGAGCGCUGCACCUCCUACGAGCACGAGAAGAUCGAGCUAGGGCCCCGGCUGGAGGAGACCAAGUGGGAGGUGAGAUGGGCCAUAAUACUGUCUGUGGCGGCCCCCUACCUCCUAGGCCUUGGCACUUCAGUAUAUAUUGUAGACAAAGCGGAUGGAGGUCUGUCCCAACACUAGCAGUAUGUGUACUACUCAGGUAGAGACAGUGGAUUUUAAAUACCACUGUAAACCCUUUUGAGUAAUUGCUGUAGUCUAGUACAAACGGUCCGCUCUGUAAGAUGCUGGCGGGCAAGAGUCUGGCACGGUGUCGCAUCAUCAUCAAUCACAUUAUAACAAAGACACCAAGCUGGCUGCCUUCCUGUCUCUAUCUCUUCUCUCUCGCUCUCUCUCUCUCUCUCUCUCUCUCUCUCUCUCUCUCUCUCUCUCUCACUCAGUCACUCUCUCUCUCUCACUCAGUCACUCUCUCACUCAGUCACUCUCUCUCACUCAGUCACUCUCUCUCUCUCUCUCUCUCUCUCUCUCUCUCUCUCUCUCUCUCUCUCUCUCUCUCUCUCUCUCUCUCUCUCUCUCUCAUACAGUGCAUUCGGAAAGUAUUCAGACUCCUUCAAUUUUUCCACAUUUUGUUACGUUACAGCCUUAUUCUAAAAUAGAUUAAAUAUUUGUAUUUUCUCAUCGAUCUACACACUAUACCCCAUAAUGACAAAGUGAAAACAGGUUUUUAGAAAAUGUAUUAAAAUAAAAAACAGAUACCUUAUUUACAUAAGUAUUCAGACCCUUUGCUAUGAGACUAGAAAUUGAGCUCAGGUGCAUCCUGUUUCCAUUGAUCAUCCUUGAGAUGUUUCUACAACUUGAUUGGAGUCCACCUGUGGUCAAUUCAAUUGAUUGGACAUGAUUUGGAAAGGCACACACCUGCGCUCCGAGACAGGAUUGAGUCGAGGCACAGAUCUGGGGAAGGGUACCAAAACAUUUCUGCAGCAUUGAAGGUCCCCAAGAACACAGUGGCCUCCAUCAUUCUUAAAUGGAACAAGUUUGGAACCACCAAAACUGAGCAAUUGGGGCAGAAUGGCCUUGGCAAGGGAGGUGACCAAGAACCCGAUGGUCACUCUGACAGAGCUCAUGCUGUGGGGAUGUUUUUCAGUGGCAAGGACUGGGAGACUAGUCAGGAUCGAGGGAACGAUGAACGGAGCAAAGUACAGAGAGAUCCUUGAUGAAUACCUGCUCCAGAGAGCUCAGGACCUCCGACUGGGACGAAGGUUCACCUUCCAACAGGACAACGACCCUAAGCACACAGCCAAGACAACGCAGGAGUGGCUUUGGGACAAGUCUCUGAUGUCCUUGAGUGGCCCAGCCAGAGCCCGGACUUGAACCCGAUCAAACAUCUCUGGAGAGACCUGAAAAUAGCUGUGCAGCGACGCUCCCCAUCCAACCUGACAGAGCUUGAGAGGAUCUGCAGAGAAGAAUGGGAGAAACUCCCCAAAUACAGGUGUGACAAGCUUGUAGCGUCAUACCCAAGAAGACUCGAGGCUGUAAUCGCUGCUAAAUGUGCUUCAACAAAGUACUGAGUAAAGGGUCUGAAUACUUAUGUAAAUGUGAUAUUUCCGUUUUUUUUUUAUUAAAACUUUGCAUAAAUGUCUAAAAACCUGUUUUUGCUUUGUCAAUAUGGGGUAUUGUGUGUAGAUUGAUGAGGGGAAAAAACAAUUGAAUCCAUUUUAGAAUAAGACUGUAACGUAACAAAAUGUGGAAAAAGUCAAGGGGUCUGAAUCCUUUCCGAAUGCACUGUAUAUUGUCAUAUUCCCUCAUAUAUUCAUAGGACUUAGUUUGUGGUGUGACUCCUCUAUAUAUUAAUGAUGGGUUGUUCGCGAAUGAACAUCUCUUUUUGAACAGAUCUUUUUGGUGAACGUCGGGAACCGAAUCGCAUUUGUAAAAGAGCCGUUCAUUUGGCUCCCUGAUUUGCAUACUGUUACUAUUGCUUUUAAGCUCACGAUUAUCUGCGGAUAAAUUAUAAAAACAUUCUGUGAAGAUGGUAAUUCCUCACCGCAGGAACAAUAGAAAGUGAGGAGAGAGAGAGCCUCAUUCUGGUCCACACAUGUUUUUGCAGUGCGUAAAAAUGUUUUCUUAAAAAACAUUUGUUGGCCAUCUAAUAAUUUGGUCAGGUAAAAAUGUAUUUGAACUCUCAUGUCGGGAUCUGACAUAAUGGCAGGCAACUUUAUAGGUUUAACAUAAGAGAUUUGCUAUUUUUGUCAUGGUUUGGACAUGUCAUGGUACAUUUUUAAGCACUACUGAACGAAGAGCCGUUUGGGAGCCAAAUGAACAGCUCUUUUAGCUGAACGGAGCCAAAUGAUCCGGCUCACCGAAAAGACUCGGAAUGCCCGUCACUACUACUGAGUGUAGAAAACAUUAGGAACACCUGCUCUUUCCAUGACAUAGACCAGGGAUGGGCAACUCCAGUCCUCAGGGGCUGGGGUGGUGUCACACUUUUUCCCCAUCCCUAGAAAACACAGCUGAUUUAAACUAAUUGCAUUCUAAACUGAAGAUCAUGAUUAGUUGAUAAUUGAAGUCAGGUGUGUUAGCUGGAGCAAAAGUAUGAUACCAAUCAGGCCAACGAGGACUGGAGUUGCCCAUCCCUGACAUAAACUGACCAAGUGAAUGCAGGUGAAACCUAUGAUCCCUUAUUGAUGUCACCUGUUAAAUCCACUUAAAUUAGUGUAGAUGAAGGGGAGGAGACAGGUUAAAGGAUUUUAAAUCCUUGAGACCUAGAUUGUGUAUAUGCCAUUCAGAGGGUGAAUGGGCAAGACAAACUAUUUAAGUGCCUUUGAACGGGGUAUAAUAGUAGGAGCCAGGCGCACCAGUUUGAGUGUGUCAAUAACUGCAACGCAGCUGGGUUUUUCACGCUGUGUAUCAAGAAUGGUCCAUCACCCAAAGGACAUCCAGCCAACUUGACACCAGCAUUGGAGUCAACAUGGGCCAGCAUCCCUGUGGAACGCUUUCAACACCUUGUUGUCCAUGCCCCGACAAAUUGAGGCUGUUCUGAGGGCAAAAGGGGGUGCAUUAGGUGUUCCUAAUGUUUUGUGCACUGUGUAUAUGACACUAGUUGUGUUUCCUCCAGGUGUGUCAGAAGUCUGGGGAGAUCUCCCUGCUGAAGCAGCAGCUGAAGGAUGUCCAGGGGGAGCUGGCUCAGCGCGUGGGGGAGAUUGUCUCUCUGCGUGGCCAGCUCCGGGACUCCCGUGGUGAGCUCACCACCAGCCAGGCCCUGCUGCAGGAGGCCACCUCCGCCGGCCGCCUGCGCACCCUGGAGCUGGAAGUUUGCCAGAACGAGCUGCAGCGCCGCAUGAGUGAGGCCCAACUCCUCCGUCAGAAGGUGGGCCGCCUGGAGGAGGAGACGGCCCGCUUCCGUGCAGACGCCGCAGCCAAUCAGACAAGCCUCCAGGGCCCCGCCCACAAUGGUAGUGGAGGCAGGCAGUGCCAGGCCUUCCCGGAGGAGCCACAUUUGUUGACCUAUGAGAGCGACGAAGCCAAGGCCAAGCUGGCCUAUGAGAGCGAGGCCCUCCAGAGCCUCCGGGUGCAGAUGGAGAGUCUGAGGGCGGAAUUAGCCACAGAACGCCAGCGGGGGGAGGAGCAGGCGUGCAGCUUUGAGGAGGAGCAUAGGGUCUGGCAGGAGGAAAAGGACAAGGUGAUCCAGUACCAGAAGCAGCUGCAGCAGAACUACGUGGGGAUGUACCAGAGGAACCGGGAGCUGGAGGGUAUGCUGCGGGAGCUCAGUCUAGAACUGGAGACUCGGGACGAGCUGGAGGAGCUGGACGAAGGCAGCGGCAACGAGAUCAACUUUGACGAGAUCACCGCUACUGAGAUCUGA